Messenger RNA from Ostreobium quekettii, 2514 nucleotides. NCBI's taxonomy places the organism in Eukaryota, Viridiplantae, Chlorophyta, Ulvophyceae, Bryopsidales, Ostreobiaceae. The record is from the annotation of a GenBank genome assembly.
AUGGAUCGCGGACGGCGGACGGGAGUGCUGUGCCUGUCGCUGGCGCUGCUGGCGCUGGGAGUACUGUCGCAGGAGGCCAUACCAGAGGGGUGUGAGUGCCAGGACACACAGCCGCCAGGGGAGUUCUCGUGUGGAGAUCAGGUGCAGUUUGGCAAGUGCGAUGAACAAUGGCUGAAAGAUGGCAAGUUCUGCGAGUUUUCGUGCGGUGUAUGCAAAUGCGGGGGCGGGUCGGAGGGCUCGUCUGAAGGCUGCGAAGAGUGCCCCAACGAAGCCCCAUCCCCCGAUUUCACGUGUGAGGAGCAGGUAAAGAACGGGGCCUGCGGUCAGUCGUGGAUGGAGGGUUUCUGCAGGCUGUCAUGUGGGGAAUGCACAUGCCCGGAGUCCAGCGCCACGAACAAAACGGGGGGGGCAUCCGGCACUCCCGAAGGGGAGACAAACUUUUUCGGUGCCGACGAGAAGGCAAAAAAUGGCACUGAAGAAGCAGAUGAAGGAACCCCUGCCGCUGGCGGCGCAGGCGGAGCUGCCAACACAACCGGUUCUGGCGAAAACAGCACGGCGGCGGCUGGCGAAGGGCCUUCUGCAGACACGCCGCGGCCUAGCAGCAAGCCCGCGGGCAGCACGUGCUUCACGAUACUGGACACCGUGGAGAGCAACUCGGACCUUUCCCAGCUCGCGGGGUUGCUGGAAAAGGCGGAGUUCAUUCCCGUCGUCGAUGACGUGACCUUCGAAGCGACCUUCUUUGCCCCCACCAACGACGCAAUCGAGGCUUUCAGCAAGUCCCUCGGGAAGCGCGCUGACGACCUUCUGGAAAACCCCGAGUUCCUGACGAAAGUAUUGAACUACCACGUGAGCAAGCCAGCCCUGUUUGAAGAAGAAAUGGCCGAUGGCGACGCUCUGACAACCAUGGCAGGAAAGGCGGGCAGCGAAUUGGAACUGGCGGUCGUCGAGUCCCAGGACGACGACUUCCUGGUGAGCAUCAAGGCGUCCGACGGCACGGUCGCCAAUUUCGUCGAGACGGACAUCGUGGCCUGCGAGUCCAUCGUCCACGUCAUCGACGCCGUGCUCGUGUCGGAGGAGGCCACAACGGCCGCGCAGGCAGAUCCGGCAAAACCCGGGACGCGCAAGGGGCCCAAGUCAAGGAAGGCAGCGGCAGGGACGGCGCCGGAAGGGCAGGCAGCCGGUGCCGGGGACUGCAAGACCGUGCUCGACGUCGUGAAGGACCACCCCGACCUGACGUCGCUCGCGGGCGCGGUGCAGAGCGGGGGAGUCGUAGACGUGUUCAGCGACGCGGGCCUUGAGGCGACGGUCUUCGCGCCCUCCUCGGAGGCCUUCGAGGUGUUUGGAAAGAGCGUUGGAUCAGAUAUUGACGAGCUGCUUGGGGACCCUGACUUCCUCAAACAGCUGCUGGCCUAUCACAUAACACUGUCUCCAUUGCUUGCAGACGAAAUUUCGCCAGGGGACUCCAUUCCCACCACAACGGCCACGCCUUCUGGACUGGUGGCUGCUGAUGCCUCCUUGAAGGCCGUCAAGUCUAAAAAGGGCGCAGGAAUUGCAAUCAAGGGAUUCAGAAACAAAGGGACAGUGGUGGAGGCAGACUUGCAGGCCUGCGACUCAGUUGUGCACGUGAUCGACAGAGUCCUGCUGUCCAAGGAUCUCUUUUCGCUGGUUAACGCCAAAGGGAAAGGCGGAAGCUCACAAGGGGCGACAGACUCCUCGCCAGAUGGCGCAGCAGGUGCUUCAGGGGACGCUGCGGACGCAACAGAAGAUGAAUUGACAGAAACAUUGGCGGAAGUGGCCUCGGCACCAGAGGCAUCGGACUCUGAGGACGAACCUGCUGAGGAUGAGCCCAAAAAGAAGAAGAAGAAGAAGGGCAAGAAGUCCAAGGGCCAGAAUGCGGACGGCGAGGUGGUCGUUGUGAACACCGUGGAAUUCACAAACUCCACCGCCCUGCCAGACGGGAUGCUCACGGACCUGAUCCAGGUGGUGGAAGAGGAGAUUGCGAAGCUGCCUGACGAAAGCACGAUCGACACUGAGCCAGGGUGCACGACGAUUGUGAGGGCGGUGGAGAUGCGGCCGGAGCUGUCCGUGUUGAAGGAUGCUUUCGACAAGGGGGGCUUCUUUAGGGUCGUGAGCAACUCGAACCUGUCGGCCACAUUCCUUGCCCCGACGAACGAGGCGUUCAAGACCUUUAUAGAGUCUCUGGGGCCCCGCGCCACGGACCUGAUGACCGACCCGACGUUUCUUUCGAAGUUGUUGGCGUACCACGUGGCAAUCCCUGCGCAUCGCAGGGGGGAGCUGAAGCCUGGGGACAAGAUCAGCACACUGGCGUCAUUGCAGGAGGACGGCGCCUCUCUGACGGUCAUCAAGUCGAACGUGGGGGACGAACAGAUCGCCUUCGCGGACGCGGUGGGCGUGUCCCAGCUGGUGGAGCAGGACAUAGAGGCGUGCAACUGCAUUGUGCACAUCAUCGACAAGGUGCUCGUCUCGGGGGAAGUUGCCGAAGUAAUAGGCUGA